AUGUUCCAAAUUCACAGUAAAUUCACGGCCUUCCACCGUAUAUUAAGGAUGAAAUCUAUAUAUUAUACUGUAUUUUUAUAUAUUACCGCAAUCGGUGGAAAUGUGUGGACAUUUGGGCCGGCAAACUCGUCAGGUGUGUGUGCUGCCCCAAACGCCGCACGAAGGAAUGACGGUUUCCUCGAAAACGGAGCCGUCCUUGAUCUGAACAAUCCAUCAGGGUUUGAUAUUAAAAUUUCGGUAAAAAAUGGGUUAAUGUACAAGGAAAUAUGUGCAACGAAGGUUGCCGGCACCGCUGUGGAAGGAAGCGACAGUAAAACGGGUAACAAAGACGAGGUGAUAACGAGAGUAUUCAGCGACAGUAACCUGUUGUGGGAGGCUGAGGGAGAAGAGUACUGUAAGUGUGUGACAGUUACGAGCAGGUUCUCAGGGGAGAUAGAAGGCAGCGGAGCCACUGGGAGCACGAGCGUUGGCCGCUCAGUUGAUUCAAGUCAUUCAAGCCAGAGUUACGUCAGCAACAAGGAAGGAGAUAACGAGGAUUCCAACGACUACAAGGUUAAGUAUUUCUACUCCCAGACAGUGGAGAGUGAUCACGAGGAGGUGACAGUGCGUCCGAUUGACAAGACGACGUACAACCUGCUCCUGUACAAGAUGGCCAGAGUCCCGUCCUUCGACGAAAGCUACGUCAAGGAGAUAGAGGAGGAGUUGGCCACCGAAACGGGCUCAAAGACUUCUAGCGACACCGUUUCAGAGACGUUUAAUAAAUCAGGCCCAAAGGUGUCCUACGAUUUGGCCGACAACGAUUACGCGCAAAAUGAGUACAGCAGCAACGAUUGGCAGAACAAUGCAGCCGCGUACAACUUGUUUUGUAGCAACAACGAUUCGCAGAGCAAUGUGGCCAACGAAUUUAUCUACAAUAAGUUUGGCAAUGAUCAAAAGAACAACAAUUAUACGCAAAAUUAUCAACAUAACGAUGGAAACUCCUACAACGAGUUUAGCAACAGCGAUUCAGAUGCAUCGGAUGAUGAGCCUAAGAAAUUUACGAAUCUUAACUACGUCGAUGAGGUUGAAGCGCUACAGCUCAAAAAGGAUGAAGAAGAGCCGACAUUUGUGUUUGAGUUCUCAGGAUCACUGCUGGACGUGCCAGAUAGCAUGGCGCCAGGGUCAGGAAACGCACCAAUAGCAAUCAAGUUUGAGCCUUACAUACCUAAUUACUCAGUGCAGCAAAGCCUUAUUAAGCCGAAAGCAGUGCUUGACAUAAUAAAACCGGAGCUGACACACAACAUACGCUACGAGUACGAAGUCAACGACGGAAUACCGACGCUGUUCGUGAGGGCGAGCACGUCGAAGUACGCAAGGCCAAUCAAGACGAUCUACGAAGACCUGAAUCACAUAUGGCACGACGAUGAAGCAAGGAUGAUGGAGCUUAAGGCGUUUAGCAGUUACGGAGAAUAUAAGCUGGUGGAGCUUAUAUACCAGUCAAAGUCAGAAGGAAAACUGGGAGUAGUCAACUACGACUUCGAAGAGGCAGUGGACGAAGAUCAGCGUCUGGCGGACGCAGAAAUAGAAGCAGCAGGAGCAUACGGAGAGAGUUCGAUAGCGUACUUUAAGAAGGUGGAAGACUCCUGGGAGGAGGUGAACAUCAGAGAGUACGAAAACGCCUUCAACCAGAUUAAGCUGAAGAUACAGCACGCGGGAAACGUCAUGCUUAACCUGGAGCACAUGGAUAACGCGGACCUCUUCUUCCAGAAGUACGAAAAGGGAGAGUACUUCGACGCAUUCACGUACUUCCCGCUCACAGGGUACACGCUCAACAUGGUGAUGGACGGAGAGGCGAUCAUAUGGAGGUCGAAGAACAAGCGCUGCGUGGCAGUGAUAGUGAUCAGAGAGCCGGCGUUCGACAGAGGAGUUGACCUGAGUUUUGAAGGCUACGGCGAAAACGUACUGGCGGGAAACGGAACAAGGGAUGGGAACGACAGUGGCAGCAGUACAAAUUUGGGACCAAUAAGAUUUAUUAAGCUGGAGUUGCUGGGAACAGGAGGAAGUAGUUCGACGAAGCGAAUAAAGACAAGGUGUUUCAAGAAAUUGGAGUCGGAUGACAUACCACUGGGAAGCGGAAGGUUCGAUACGCGUGGAAUUAGUAAAGAUAGUAGCAGCUCGGGAGGAAGUUACGAAGAGGAGAACACACUGCGCUUGAGUAGAAGGUACGUGAGAAUAACAGACGCGGAGUUUGAAAGGUCGAUCAACGGAGAGUUGGAGUUGAACUACAGAGUGCGUCUGCCAAUGCAAAUGAGCGGAGGAGGAGACGGAUUUAGUGAAAGAGAAGGGUCAGUAGCAAAAGCAGCACUGACGAAAGAUAGCAUGAUUCUGGAAAAAAUGAUGGACAGAGCGAACAUGGUGGAUGGACCAGGAAAAGUGGAGGACACGAGCACGAAGUGCGACACAGCGACGACGACGACAUGCAGCAGAGUAGCAGCAAGACAGAGAAUAAUACACUUUUUGCCACGAAAGGGAGCGGGAGGAGAACUGCCACCAACAUCAAAGCUGUUCAAGCAGGAAGAAGACGGAAUCAGCUUCGACUCGUCAAUAGAGUUCGGAGAGCUGCACGAGGAGCCAGAAGAUAGACCAGUCAACCUGAUGGAAGAGGAAGAUAGAGCAAGCGUAAGUAGCGUGGAAAAGGUGCAAAGAUGGCUAGAAGGAGGAGCCAAGGCAGGACAAAUAGAACAGGGAGAAGAAGAGUGGACCCAAGGUGUCGGCAAGGGAACGUACGGAGACGCAGAGUAUGAUCAGAACAGGCUGGAAGACUACUACUCGCAGAGAGACCACGAAGGCACAGUGUACGAACAGAGUAGGCUAGAGGAGGAGACAGAGGGAAAGGAAGGAUAUGCACACACUGGAGGCGCACACGCAAAUAGGAAACGCAGUAGAAAGUCAAGCAGGAAGUCAGGUAGGAAGUCGGUUAGUAAGCAGCCGCCAGGGCCUCGUUACGAGAAUAUGCUGUUGGACGUAGCCUACUACAAGAAAUACGAAACGGACAAGCACCAAGGAGUGCAGUAUAAGACGUUCACGCCGCCGGAGGGGAAAAUGUUCAACACGCUCUGCCUCGCAGGACACGUGAUAUGGAGAGCGGAGCAGGGCGAGAGCUGCGACUUCGUGAGAGUCUUCUUCCCCUUCGGCUCCCCCGACUUGGGCCUUCUGAGAGUGGUCGACGACGCCACGGGCGAGGGCACGGACCUGUACUUCCACAGGGACGGGGACGACUGGAAGUUCGUGACGUCCGAGGCGAUGAUAAACGUGUUCAAAGUCUACGCAAUUGAGACAAAAGGCGCCCUCGUGCACUGA
This is a messenger RNA of Theileria orientalis strain Shintoku, 3339 nucleotides long. RefSeq lists its product as hypothetical. The transcript has 2 exons. The coding region runs from base 1 to 3339 and encodes 1112 amino acids. The record is from RefSeq and is a predicted model, not a curated record. NCBI's taxonomy places the organism in Eukaryota, Apicomplexa, Aconoidasida, Piroplasmida, Theileriidae.